AUGGAGGAGGACAAGCUUCAGCCGCUGGCCAUCGUUGGUCUGAGUCUUCGUUUCCCUGGAGAGGCCAAGGACACUAGCGGUUUCUGGGAAGUGUUGAGCAACGCAAAGUCGACGCGUACCAAGAUUCCCAACAGUCGCUUCAACCCAGAUGCGUUCUAUCACCCCUCCCCUGAUCGCCAAGGCGCGAUCAUCACCAAAGAGGGAUGCUUCAUGGCAGAGGAUCCUGGCUACUUUGAUUCCUCCUUCUUUGCUGGGAUAUCAAUCAAGGAUGUUGCCGGCACUCAGACUGCCUGCUACGUCGGCGGGUUCAGCAGCGACUAUGACAUGAUCAGUGGCAGCGAGAUCAAUCAGCAGUCAAUGUACCAAGCUACGGGUUGCGGUAAUGCCAUGCUUUCAAACCGUAUAUCCUGGUUCUACGAUUUGCGUGGGCCAUCAUUCUCCAUUGAUACGGCAUGUUCGUCCAGCAUGGUGGCCCUUCACGAGGCUUGUCGUGAGCUUCAACUGGGAGAGAGUGGCAUGGCAGUGGUAGCGGGCACUAGUCUCAUGCUCAAACCCGAGGUCUGGAGAGGACUGUCAGCCCAACGAUUCUUGAGCCCUGAUGGCUGCUCGCAUUGUUUCGAUAGUCGGGCCAAUGGCUACGGGCGUGGUGAAGGUGUUGGAGUCAUUAUCAUCAAGCCGCUUACCGAUGCCCUUCGCGAUAAUGAUGUGAUCCGGGCAGUAAUUCGAGGUAGUGGUAUCAACCAGGACGGAAAGACUCCCGCUAUCACCGUACCAAGUGCCACGGCUCAGAUGUCUCUGAUCAAAUCGACCUAUGAAAAGGCUGGUCUCGAACUUGGCCAUACAUCGUACUUUGAGGCACACGGAACUGGCACACCGGUGGGUGACCCGCUUGAGCUCCUCGCGAUUGGCCAAACUAUUGGAGCUGCUAGAGCCGAGGAUGAUCACCCUGUGAUUGUGGGAUCAGUCAAGAGCAACUUGGGCCAUCUCGAGGGUGCUUCUGGCAUUGCCGGUGUCAUCAAGACAAUUCUUACUCUCGAGAAUGGUGCUAUCCCCGCCGUUGCUGAGUUUGAAACUCCUAACCCAAGACUCCGCCUCGAUGAGUGGAGGCUACAAAUUCCUAGCACACUAACUCCAUGGCCUACUGACGGCCUGCGCCGUGCCAGUGUUAACUCGUUUGGCUAUGGAGGAACUAAUGCUCAUGUUAUUCUUGACGACGCCAUGAACUACUUGAGAGCAAGGAACCUUGCAGGUAAUCAUAACACGUCGGCCGCUCUCGAGCCCCCGGGCACGCCAGACUCCGAGCCAAGUGUUGACUCCGGCAUUUCACUGCCGCCAAGUCCCUUUGAAAAGAGCAAAGGCGGUCAGCAAAUGCGGCUCUUUGCUUUCACUUCCCCCGAACAAGAUGGUGUUGCUAGACUUGCCGAGACAUACGCACGGUUCAUUCAACAAGAGUUUGCUCCAGAGACUGCUAUUCCUGGCGAUGAGCUCGAGUCAGAUGACAAAUUGAACAGUCUUGCAUACACUCUCGCGCAACGAAGAACAAUAUUCGACUACAGGAGUUUUGCUAUCGCUGACUCCAGCACUGGGCUCCUUCAGGUUCUUGACAAGGGUCUCCCAUCUCUCGGACGCGCUACCAAGAAGGCGUCCUGUGCCUUUGUAUUCACAGGACAGGGCGCUCAAUGGUUUGCAAUGGGCCGCGAGCUGCAGCGCCACGUCGUGUUCCGGAGCAGUCUCACCGACGCAGAUGAAUACUUCACGUCGUCCAUGGGAAGCAGCUGGUCGCUCCUUGAAGAACUUAGCAAAGACAAGAGCACCAGCCGCAUCAACGAGCCCGAAUUAUCGCAGCCCCUCUGCACUGCGCUGCAAGUUGCUCUGGUAGAUCUGCUGGAGCACUGGGGCGUCCGAGCCAAGGCUGUCGUCGGGCAUUCCAGCGGUGAGAUCGGCGCUGCAUACGCUGCGGGUGUCCUGAGCCGAGAGGACGCUUGGAAGGUUGCCUACUGCAGAGGCCAGCGGUCUUCGGAAAUCAAAAGUCUCCUUCCCGACCGUAUCGGGUCCAUGCUGGCGGCCGCGAUGUCAGCGGAGGAUGCGCAGACAUACAUUGCCAAGAUCGAGAAGGGCGAUAUUGUCGUUGCUUGCAUCAACAGCCCGAGCAGCGUUACCAUUUCUGGUGACGACUUUGCUGUAUCUGAGAUGGAAGGAUUGCUCAAAGUUAGCAAUGUCUGGUGCCGUAAGCUGCUCGUCAAGACUGCUUAUCAUUCGCCACAUAUGAGGGUCAUUGCCGAGCAGUACCUUCAUGACAUCGAGGACGUUGUGCCUCGCAAGUCAGUCUCUGAAACAGCUGUUUUCUCUUCCGUCACAGGAGCCGAGAUUAGCUACGACCAGAUGGGACCUGAAUACUGGGUGAAGAACCUUGUCAGCCCAGUCCGGUUCUCCGAGGCAGUGUCCGACCUUCUUCAGCCGCGCGACAGCCGGAGCCGACGCAAGGGUAAUGCCAACGUCGAAGCUCUGGUUGAGAUCGGACCCCACGCCGCACUCCAAGGGCCGCUCAAGGACACCCUCGCAAGCCUUAACCAGUCCUGGGUCAUGUCAGUGGCCUACAUGUCGCUCCUGCAGCGGAACGCAAAUGCCGUUGAGACAUCCAUGACAGCAGCAGGCAAGUUGUGGAGCCUGGGUUUUCAGGUAGACUUGGGUCUGGUCAACUCUAUGGAUGGGACGGCCGUACCAGCUAAGCCCCUGGUGAACCUCCCUAGCUAUCCCUUCAACCACAAGAAGCGAUACUGGUUCGAAUCGCGACCGAUGCGCUUUGCCCAGGAAAACGGUGGUCCGAGGACUGACCUUCUUGGCGCACCAACGAAAGACUACCAAAACAUUGCGCCGACUUGGAGAAACUUCCUUAGCCCUUCUGAAGUUCCGUGGCUCUUAGACCAUCGGGUCCACAGGCUGCUCAUCAUGCCUGGAGCUGUCUAUAUAGUGAUGGUCAUGGAGGCAUGCAAACAGACAGCAGACCCUGCCAAGACGAUGCUGGGAUACGAAUUCCGCGACAUCUUCUGGCAUAAGCCUAUCAUCUUUGAGUCGCAAGACUCCUUCAUUGAGAUUGGAUUGCAGCUCUCGCCGCACCGUAUCGGCACGAAGCAGCCUUCGGCAAACUGGAUGCACUUCUCCGUAGUGACCUUUGGCGACAACAACGAAGCGUCGGAGCACUGCACCGGCCUUGUCAAGGUCGAGUAUGCCACCAAGCCAGGCGAGAUCGAGAACGGCACAGAGGCCGUCAAAGAAUGGGAGAUAUACCAAGCGAAAUAUGCAUCGCUUCAGGCCAAGCCGACAAUUGAGCAAAACGCCAACCGGAUGUAUCAGACAUUGAACGGCUACGGCCUAGAGUUUGGCCCCACGUUCCAGAACUUGACCAACAUCCAAGGAGGCGACGGCUUUGGUCUGUGCAACAUCGAAACUCCCGACACCGCGGCCACCAUGUUUGAGAAUAUCGAGUAUCCUCUCCCGAUACACCCGACGGUGCUUGAUGCAACUUUCCAGAUGUUGGCCACCACCAAUUACAAUGCUGCUGGCCUGGGCAUUGCUAUGUUGCCGCACUCAAUCGAGAGUUUAUUCGUGUCUUCCUCAGUGCCGACAGAGGCGGGCUCGGUUCUCAAGGGCUACUGCACCCGGACGCCCAAGACACAUACCAAGCACUUAGGUACCUCUAUUCUCUCCGACAAAAGCUGGGAGAAGCCCAUGGUUAUCCUAAAGAACUUGACCGUCGUCGCUGUGGCAUCUUCUGCCCCGGGAAGCGGACCGAACUCAGCCGCUAGCGCACGUCUUGACUGGGUCCUUGAUACAAGGCUCUCCCCUCUGCCUCCACACGAGCCUAGAGCUGUCGAGGACAAGGCUAUCAUGUGCGCUGAUAUGUGCGACCAAGCUGCACUUGUCGCUGUGCAGCAGGCACUGGCAAACUCAACCUCGCUCAUCGCUGAAACUCAGAGCGGCGAUGCAGCAUCAUUGAGCACUUAUCAGCAAUGGAUGCAGUCUCUGUCAUUCACGUCUCUCCGGGAGAAUGCCGUCAAUGAAACAACAGUGGACGAUGCCGCAGCUGCCGUGUUAAAGGCCAUCCAGGCAGUCGGUACAAAUAUAGGGGCCUCCGAAAACAGCAUUUUGACUCCGCAGUUCGUGUACGAGUUUAUUCAGAAUGAGCUCGAUCUGUCUUUCACCGACUCUGUCGUGACGGAUAUUAUUGACUGUGCGGCCUAUGUCAACCCCAAUCUCGAAAUUUUAGAGAUAAGCUGUGGUUCUACAACAUGCGCCUCGAUGAUCCUUGAACGUCUUGGGGGCAAGACAAAUCGCAUCAACCACUACACCCUCACUAGUUCGAGCGCUGGGGCUGUCGAAACCAUGACUUCGUCCCUUGGCACAAUGUCUGCAGAUACUCUUACCUGCAAAGAGUUUGACAUUGAGUGUGACUUCGAGGCACAAGAAUUCGAAGCAGCAAAGUUCGACUACGUGAUCUUUGAUGACCUGUCACUCUCGACAGCUAACCUUGGCUUGGCCUUGCAGAACAUCAAAAAGUUGCUCAAGCCGAGCGGCAGUGCGAUCGUCAAGUCUGUUACCCAGUCCCAGAUCAGAACUGCUUUCGUUCUGGGCGCGCUUCCGAGCUGGUGGCGUGACCACAACAGCGAGAAGGAUAGCACGUAUUCUUCUGUGCGACUCGACGAGCAGGCCUGGCACGCUCUCCUGACUGAAGCUGGGUUUGAGGGCGUGGGCCAACUAUUCCGCGACUCGGAGAACGCCAACAUGCAUCAGGUCUCCGUGAUGGCGUCUCGGGUCAAGCGUGAACCGUCCUUUGAGAACUCGGACGUUAUCAUCGUUUGCUCUCCGAAGCGGUCGCCCGAAGUCUCGCAGCUUGUCGCGAAUUGUGCUUCCGGCCUGUUCCAGCUCGGCUUAUCAACCACAAUGACGUCUUGGGAUACGGUCGGAGAUGUUUCAGGCAAGCUGAUUAUCUCGUUCAUCGAGACUGAGGAGCCAGUUAUGGAAGAUCUGUCGAGUGACCUAUUCACUGCGAUCAAGUCCAUGGCCCUGGACUGCACUGGUAUGUUGUGGAUUACGCACGCUGGUCACAUCUCCGGUCCUUCUGUUCCCUGGUUCAACAUCUCGUCUGGUCUCUUCCGGUCCAUUCGGUCAGAGUACGAAAACAAGCCUUUGGCAACCUUGGACCUGUCCGCAGAACUUGACUUAGCAUCUACGGAUGGAUUGGACAUUGUCAUGCGGAUCUUCACUUACCUCUUCGGUUUGAACGAGCGCGAUUAUCCGGAUAAGGAGUGGGCUGAGUCAAAUGGCCUUCUCUACGUACAGCGGCUCAUGGACGACAAAGAGCUGAGUGCGGCGGAGAUGCGCGACAGCUCUAGCCCAGUACCUGUUCAUGAGCCAUUAUUCCAGGAGGAUCGAUAUCUGAAGAUGAACCUGGGACAACUCGGCUCACUUGAUACUCUUCAAUUCGUUGACAGAGAAGAAUUUGCUAAGCCUAUCAAGCGCGAUUAUCUUAGGGUCAAGAUUCUGUACACAGGCCUUAACUUUGUCGACAUCAUGGCUGCCCUUGGCGAAGUCCAGACCGCUACUCUUGGCUGUGAGGUUGGCGGUGUUGUUGUGGAGAUGGGAGAGGAUACCAAGGGAUUCGAGAUCGGAGACACUGUCGUCGCUUCAUGCACCUCAGGCUUCGGUAGUCAUGUUGGCAUGAAGUACACGGUCGCGCACAAGGUUCCUUCGACCAUGACGCUCGAGGAAGCCGUCGGUGUUCCUAUCGCCUACAUGACAGCCUGGCAGAGUCUGGUCGACGAGGCAAGAAUCAAGAAAGGAGAGAGCAUUCUGAUCCACUCAGCCGCUGGUGGCGUCGGGCAGGCUUCUAUCCAGCUUUGCCAGCACUUUGGGCUUGAGAUCUUUGCCACAGUAGGUUCCUUACCCAAGAAGAAGCUCCUGAUGGAGAGAUAUGGGAUCCCUGAGGAGAACAUCUUCUCUUCCCGAGAUCUGUCAUUUGUGCAGGGCAUCAGGCGUGUGACACAGGGCCGCGGUGUGGAUGUCGUCCUCAACUCUGUCGCCGGUGAACUUCUCCGACAGUCGUGGCACCUCGUCGCAGACUUUGGCCGAUUCGUCGAGAUUGGCAAGAGGGAUAUUCUCGGCAAUACCGCCUUGGACAUGGAGCCUUUCCACAGGAGCGUUAGUUUCAUCGGCUUCAACCUUGACAAGUUCCACGACCACUUGCCGGAGUUUGUCGAGAGUGAGAUUGCCCAGGAAAAGGUCUUUGAGCUUCUUGAGGCUGGGAAGCUCCGAGGCAUUGGACCUGUCACUGUAUAUGAUUACAAGGAUGUUGCCAACGCCUUCCGCGCUCUCCAAUCCGGCAAGGUCAUGGGCAAGGUGAUCGUCAAGGCCAACCCUGACGAGAUUGUCCCCGUCAUUCCUCGCAUCAAGCACCCGCUGACUCUGGACCCUAAUGCAACCUACCUACUUGCUGGAGGUUUGGGGGGCAUCGGACGAAGCAUCGCACACAUGCUCUUCGCCAACGGGGCCAAGAAUCUGGCCUUCUUCUCCAAGUCGGGUGAUACCAAAGAGGCGUCCAAAACUUGCUUGAACCAGCUUCGAACUCUUGGAUGUAACGCUAACGCUUAUGCGUGCGACAUCUCCGACCGCGACCAGCUUGUGAAGGCAGUCGAGAAGUGCAAUGCUGAGAUGCCUCCGCCGAAGGGUCUCAUCCAGUGUGCCAUGUCACUGAGAGAUACGAUUUUCGAAAACAUGACCCAUGAUGACUGGGUGCAUUGCACCAGGCCCAAGAUCCAAGGAAGUUGGAAUCUCCACGACGUCCUCCCGAAAGACCUUGACUUUUUCGUGAUGCUCGCAUCCACUUCAGGCGUCAUCGGUAAUCCGGGCCAGGCCAAUUAUGCAGCUGGAAACACGUUUGAGGAUGCACUUGCCCAUUGGCGCCGUCGCCAAGGACUCAAGGCGACGGCCCUCGAUGUUGCCGCUGUCAGGGAUGUUGGCUAUCUCGCUGAGUCGGGCGACACCAAGUACACGACAAUGUCGCAUCUGCUGGCCCUUACCCUGUGCGAAGCGGACGUCCACUUCUUGGUCAAGACCGCUAUCAAGGGCUACACAAUCGGAGACGAGGUUAUCUCUGCGCAGGUCGUAUCCGGGCUAGGUGGUGGCCAGAUCGACAGCCAGCACAUCGACCGCAACGCGUGGGCUCGAGACGGCAAGCUGUGCGUGGUGUGGAAGUCGGCCCUCUCAAAAACGAAAGACUCUAGCCCCUUGGCCGGGCUAGAGGCCUUGGCCAAAGUUGAGACUGUCGAAGCCGCCGUUGCCAUUGUGGAGGACGUAAUGGUCAAGCGCGUCGCAGAUGCAGUCAUGGUCCGUGAGGAGGACAUCAGCCUUUCGGAGCCAUUGCAAUCCUAUGGAGUAAACUCUCUUGUUGCUGUCGAGAUCAGGACCUGGUUGACCAAAGAAUUCCAAGCCGAGAUCUCUGUUGGAGAAAUCAGUCCCUCACCUAUCUCCACCUUGGCGUCAAAGAUUGUGGGCAGUAGCAGACUGCUCCAGAACAGAUUCAAAGAGAAGCCGCAGGAGUCGACUUGA
Thyridium curvatum is the source of this 7605-nucleotide messenger RNA. RefSeq lists its product as uncharacterized. The transcript is spliced from 13 exons. The record is from RefSeq and is a predicted model, not a curated record. The coding region runs from base 1 to 7605 and encodes 2534 amino acids. Gene Ontology annotation, molecular function: oxidoreductase activity; fatty acid synthase activity; 3-oxoacyl-[acyl-carrier-protein] synthase activity. Gene Ontology annotation, biological process: fatty acid biosynthetic process; secondary metabolite biosynthetic process. Lineage: Eukaryota; Fungi; Ascomycota; Sordariomycetes; Thyridiales; Thyridiaceae.